This is a messenger RNA of Megachile rotundata (alfalfa leafcutting bee), 925 nucleotides long. Its product is annotated as protein lethal(2)essential for life. Lineage: Eukaryota; Metazoa; Arthropoda; Insecta; Hymenoptera; Megachilidae. The record is from RefSeq and is a predicted model, not a curated record. Gene Ontology annotation, biological process: protein refolding; response to heat. Gene Ontology annotation, cellular component: cytoplasm; nucleus.
ACCUGUAGAUAUAGAUAAUGUACCACCACAUAGAAAGCCCAGCACAUAAAUAGCGGUCGCAGAGGGCAAAGCUCCAGUUACAACCGAGACAGCGAACAAGCGUGUAUCGAAGCGAGAUCUGUGUGUUUCUAACGUGCUUCUGUGCUCGAAUUUUUUCGAAAAGUAAAUUUUCAAGAUACUGUCACCGAUCGGAAGAAUGUCGUUGCUGCCGUUGUUGUUCUCCGCAUGGUGGGCGGAUUUGGAGCGUCCCCAUCGAUUGCUGGAUCAGAAUUUCGGCAUGGGACUCUAUCCUGAACAACUGGUGUAUCCCGGGAUAGACAGGUUCUCUCCUCUGGGCAACAGAGGUGUCCUUGAUCUGUAUUACAGACCUUUUACCGACAUCCUCCGAAAAGGAGAGGGCGGUACAUCCACCAUAACCGCCGAUAAGGACACCUUCAAGGUCAUCCUCGACGUGCAGCAGUUCAAACCAGAAGAGAUCAGCGUGAAGUUGGUCGAUCGCUUCAUCGUCGUGGAGGCCAAACACGAGGAGAAGAGGGACGAGCAUGGUUUCAUCUCCAGACAAUUCGUGAGGAAGUACCUGCUUCCGGAACAAGUCGACGAAAACGAACUGGCUUCCAACAUAUCCUCCGAUGGUAUUUUGACUAUCUCCGCGCCUUUGAAGAAGACGGAGGAGAAACAGAACGAGAGGACGAUCAAAAUCGAGUUCACCGGUAAACCUGCCCUUCGGAGCGAGAAGGAAGGUGGAGGAACGACUACCAGCACAGAAAAAACGACCAAAGAGAGCGAGAGUCGUGAGGAAACGACUGAGACGACGGAAGAGAAGCCUGAGAAAUAAGACUUAAUUUUUUAUGGUUCCUACAUUUUUCUUUUUGUACAGACUAUUCUCUGUUUUAUAUGUAUAUUGUCAUAAUGCAAUUAUUGUAGG